UUAUAGGUCCCCUUUAACUAAAAGUAGAAAUACUAUGGUCUUAAAAUACGCAAUUACCAGGAAAAGUUCUGAAUUGAAAAUGUUUUUAAGUAGGAGUACACAAGUAUUUUCAGCAAAAUGUAUUUCAGUUUUCAAAGUAGAGGUAAAUAGUAUAGAGAAUAUUACAUUCCACCACUAACGUAACUUAAAUUGGAUGUACGUUGGAUGUAUGUUAUUGAGGUAAGUGCAGGUGUACGGUUUGUUAAAAUAAAGUUUGUGCUUCCUGUAGCGGUGGAGCUGGCUCGCCUCGCCUUCCCUGCUGAGGUGGUGAAACUGGAGGAGAGCUGGGGAGAUUACCUCGUCCAGCAGAAGCAGAUGGACGCCGCCAUCAACCACUUCAUUGAAGCAGGCUGCUCGCUGAAAGCCAUCGAGGCGGCCAUCGCAGCUCGUCAGUGGAAGAAAGCCGUCCACAUCCUGGAGCUACAGGAGGAUCCAUCUGCAGGGAAAUACUACGUGAAGAUCGCUCAGCACUACGCCUCCAUGCAGGAGUAUGAGGUGAGAGGGGAGGGGGGUCAU
Messenger RNA from Notothenia coriiceps (black rockcod), 555 nucleotides. RefSeq names its product intraflagellar transport protein 172 homolog. Gene Ontology annotation, biological process: intraciliary transport. The transcript is spliced from 2 exons. The record is from RefSeq and is a predicted model, not a curated record. The annotation marks the transcript as partial. Lineage: Eukaryota; Metazoa; Chordata; Actinopteri; Perciformes; Nototheniidae. Gene Ontology annotation, cellular component: intraciliary transport particle B; axoneme; ciliary basal body.